AUGGACGAGGAUCUGCUUUUCGAUGCGAUGCCCACCAUUUUGGCGUAUCUGUGGGCCAUAGCAGCUGGCGUGUCAGUGGCAUUCCAGGUUGGAGGCGGCAUCAUCCUUAAUGACACGCCCUCUCCUGCAUUCGCCCAUGCUUCCUACGUUUUUUCCAUCAACCUCGGGAUCGGCGCAGUUUGGCUCCUGGCGCUUGUGCGACUACAAGGAGGACCAGCCCCGAAUGCUCCGACGAGGAAGUGGUCAGUCUUGGGCGGAUUCGCGAUCAUCCCUGUCUUUGUGUGCACACCUGCCGCAGCUUUCCUGGGUACGCAGAUGAUUCUGAUGUUGGUACUGGUUGGAAUGAUGACUUGUGCUAUCAUUUUCGAUUGCCGCGGAAAACGGUUGCGCAUGACCCGCUACAACUCCAUGGGUUUAUGCUUCCUUGCAGCCGCCGUGGGCAUCGAAAUGGCAGACUCGAUUAGCCAAGUGACGGGCUCCGCCUCGGAGAUUGCGUUCUAUUCAGCCUGCACUUUGAUCGCUGGUGUUUGCUACAGCGUGCAGGCGAAGAUGAACAAACGGCUAGCCAGGGAUCUUGGCUCCUCAGCUCGCAGUGCUUUGUUUUGCAACUUGACUUCGAUGCUGUGGGCAAUCCCCUUAUGCAUCACUUUGCAGACGCGGGGAAUCCCACUGAACUUCCAAGAGUCAAAGUGGUGGAUCUGGCUGCUCUGUGGCCUACAGUCUGCCUUCUACACGUACUCACUAGCGGAAUUGCCGAAACUCAUUGGAUACUCGGUGCUUUUCGUCCUUGUCUUAGCAGGCAAGCUGACAACCGCAUCCCUGGCAGACACCUUCGGCCUCUUCUCGCCCCCGCGACCGGUGUCGGUGGCACGCUUUGUCAGUGUUGGCAUCACAGUUCUUGGCGCGGUGCUCUUCUCCUACAACCCUGUGGGCUUGCCCGAAGUGGUUGUCAAGCCUCUGAGACCGCCUCCUCCGAGGGGACUGCCAGAUGCGAAAUGUCGGAAUCCAGAAGGCAGCGACUGUUCAGAGUCCGGCGAGGACUCCGACGAUGCUCCUUUCAGCGAGGACAAAGAGAGGCAGCAGAGUGACAUGGAGGUUCUCCUGGCACACCGGUCGUCAUUGAUGAGAAACACUUCGCGGCAGUCCCGCUUCAGCGAGGAGGACAUCCCAGCGAGCGCACACCAGCUAGCCCGGGAAGCUCGCGCAGAAGAGGACGAGCGCACGGUCGUCAAGCCAUCCAGGCUGUCGCUUUUUCACCGUGUCUUCCGGCACAGCAGAGCUGAGUGCAAAGAAGGAGGUGGGAGACAAAGCAUGCUUCACCAACUUCAUCAGGACGCAUCAAGACCAGAUGAUGCAUGGUUCCGCCGCUGGUCCAGCCUGCUUUCAAAGGAAGGCUUAGCUUGCACAAAGGUUGCUACAAAUGGGAAGCCUUAUCCUCGCCGCUUACUGGUCGACUGCAGGAAUCUGAUGGUAGAGAUCCAUGGAGGCCGCAGUGGGACGGUUGGCAUCCUGCUGGAUGAUUUAGUCGACGUUUGCAAGGCCUGUCGCAUCGCUUGGCGGACGAUGGCCGUGGACGCUCAGCUCAGGACCUUGAAAGCUCAGAAUUCGUUCGAUUUCGGCAACAAAAUGCCAGGCAUGAGAAAGAAUUGGCUUGUCGAGACCUGCGCUCAGACUGCUCAGAUCACUAAGUGUCCUGCUUUGGUGAGCUUUGUGUUUCUGACGUGGAUCUCUCGCAUUCUGUUGCACUUCUUUGGCUAUGGUGGCUAUGGAUCUCUUUCAGUCGCCGUCAAGGCGCGCACAGACACGACAGGGCAGCUCGUGCCGAUUCCAGCCUACAAUUGUGGAAGAUUUGCUGCGAUGGCUCUGAGAGUGAACGGCGACGGCGAGACGCCAGUGCCACCGAAGCCUCUGCAAACAUUCACGUUUGGGAAGCACAGAGGCCGAAGUUUUCAAGAUGUGGCGAACACGGAUGCAAGCUACUGCAACUGGGCGCUGACAAUGGAAAACCCGAAUGGACAGCUUAAGGAGUUUCAACAGUAUCUCCAAAGGUUUCAAAAGAGAGUGCCUAAAGCGCCAUCCGCUCCCCCUACUGCCAGUGCUCCCCGGGCUGUGGCUACGCCACAAAAAGGGCAGCUCGCAUCCGACAUCACACUGGUUUGCGAGCUCAUCCAAGAAGAUCAAUUCCUUGUGCGUGCUGAAAGAUUGGGCAGCAAGGAUCCGGUGUUUGUGCCACCGCAUGUGUGGCAAGCAGUGGGAAGACAGGAGGGCGCAUCCCUCGGAGUCGACCGGCGUUCCUGGCACUUCCCCCUUCACAAGUACAAGGCUGUUGUGACAGGCUUGGAGGAGCUUGGCCAAGUGGAACACAUCCCGAGUUGGGUCCUGAACUUGCUACAAAAAGCUCGGCGUGCUGCGGGCGAUAAGGUGCAGGAGGCCCGUUUGCCACCGAAGCUACUUCCGUACCAACUUGAGGGUGUACACUUCGGCACAGAAAAGGCCGGGCGUGUCUUGAUCGCGGAUGAAAUGGGCCUUGGAAAGACCCUUCAAGCACUGGCUCUAGCGGCCCAGUACAGAGAAAACUGGCCCGUUCUAGUCGUUUGCCCGUCGUCAUUGCGAUGGGUUUGGCAAGAGCAGGCACUGCAAUGGCUAAACGGAGUCUUGCGCCCCUGUGAUGUGCAAGUGAUUCGGAAAGGCUCGGAGCCCCUGAACCCCGAAUGCCACAUGUGGAUCAUCUCCUACAACCUGCUGGCCUCCGAUGCCAACCGAGGGAAGUUCACACAGCGCCCUGACGGAACGCCGCACGGCAUAGUCAUUGCUGACGAGAGUCACAACAUGAAGGACUGGGGCGCCGCGCGGACCAAGACAAUGGUCCCUCUGCUGCGCCAGGCACAUCGUGCAGUUCUGCUCUCGGGUACUCCUACGAGGAACUCUGCCGACGAGCUUCAUCCGCAGCUUUGUGGCUUGAUUCCUGACGUUGCGAGGCUUGUCGAUUUCCGAGCAAGAUACUGCGUUAUGCAGCAGCAGUCUUUCCAUGGUGGACGCGCAAUAAGCAGAGUCGUGGGUGCUCGAUGUGCUGCAGAGUUGAAUUUUCUCCUCAUGUCCACGGUCAUGAUUCGAAGGCAGAAGAAGGAAGUCCUCUCGCAGCUUCCUGAGAAGCGGCGGCAGCGUGUGCCGCUGGACGUUGAUGGAAAGUUGUUGCGCGGCGUUCAGUCCGAUGAUCUACAUGACUUCAUCGGAGAUGGUCCCUCGAAGCCGGACAGUUCCGACAUCUUCAUGCAGAUUGCGAAGGCCAAGCUCAAAGCUGUAAAAGAGUACCUUUCCGAAGUGCUGGAACGCGUGGACGACAAGAUCAUCAUCUUCGCACACCACAAGCUCAUGCUGGACGAAAUCUCGGAGCUUCUAAAGAAGCACCUGCCCAAGAUGAGCUGUUCCUUUAUACGAAUCGACGGCAGCACCCCAAUGGCGAAACGCCAAGAGAUUGUAAGGCAGUUCCAAGAAGAUCCCAGCUGCCGAAUUGCUCUGUUGUCGAUCACCGCUUGUGGUGAGGGCUUGACGAUGACAGCUGCCAGCCUGGUGAUCUUUGCAGAGCUCUACUGGGUCCCGGGGUGUGUGGAACAAGCUGAAGCAAGAGCUCAUCGUAUUGGCAGUACCCACAGCAAGGUGGUCGUGGAAUUUCUGGUCGCGCCAAACACGCCCGACGAGAUUAUCUACAACAGCUUAGAGCGCAAGAAGCAGGACACGUCCGCUGUUUUGGAUGGCUUCGCAGAAUCCAUGAACGUGGCGCCAGCUAGCCUCGUACCGAAGAGGUCGGUCGAAGAAAGUCCCGAAGCACAGAAGCGCAGGAAAACAUCGGGACCGGAGGCCGUAGACAGGUCGAAGGUGGACGUGCUGCUAAAAGCCAUGCGUGAUGGCCAGAAGGCUCUCAGUCUGCAGGCCUUAGUCUUGCACACCCCCGCCCGGUCCUUCUCCUUCCUCUUCGCAAACGUUUCGCAGCGGGACGUGUUCGGUCAGUUCCUUGUGUAUUUGAUCAGCAAGCAUGACCGCGGGAUGACAUCAGUCGACACCAUGUCAGCCGCCACGACUGCACGCGACGCAGACUUGGACGAGCCCGCUACGCAAGCAAAUACUUCGCCUCCGAAAGAGGGUCGCGGGAGAGUGACAUAUCCCAACCACUCCUGGUACGAGGGCGACUUCAGCGAGUACCAGCGUCAUGGCCGAGGGACACUUCACCUUCCGGACGGCACGAAGCACGAAUGCCAGUGGCACAAGGAUGAACGGCACGGACCCGGGAGAGAAUACUGGGCAGAUGGGACCGUCUUCCGCGGCAAUUACGUCCACGGAUUGCGUCAUGGCCAUGGAGUGAUGACGUGGCCUGAGGGGUCCAGGUACACAGGCCUCUUCGAACGAGGUCGCGCAAACGGUGACGGCGAGCUGGUGCGCACCGACGGUUCAGUCUAUCGGGGUCAGUUCAGGGAGGACUGCAUGAGUGGAGACGGCUGCAUGCAGUGGGUCGAUGGAGUCGAGUACAAGGGCCAGUUCGAGGCGAACCGAAGACAUGGCUUCGGAAAGAUGGUAUGGACAUCUGGGAAGUGGAAGAGCUACGAAGGCUCCUGGAAGGCCGGCGGUCAACAUGGUCGCGGCAUCCUCACAGAUCAAGACGAUGCUGUGUAUGUCGGCCAUUUCUUCGAUGGCAAAAUCGAUCACUGGGAGGGAAGCCCUCCUGACUCAGGCCUUUGA
Messenger RNA from Symbiodinium sp. CCMP2456, 4734 nucleotides. Lineage: Eukaryota; Dinophyceae; Suessiales; Symbiodiniaceae. The record is from the annotation of a GenBank genome assembly.